Molecule: messenger RNA, 1062 nt
Organism: Morchella sextelata
Lineage: Eukaryota; Fungi; Ascomycota; Pezizomycetes; Pezizales; Morchellaceae
Exons: 5
Coding region: 1-1062 (353 amino acids)
Biological process (GO): G protein-coupled receptor signaling pathway
Cellular component (GO): heterotrimeric G-protein complex
Molecular function (GO): GTPase activity; G-protein beta/gamma-subunit complex binding; G protein-coupled receptor binding
Source: RefSeq, a predicted model, not a curated record
AUGGGUUGUGGCAUGAGCACCGAGGAGAAGGAGGGGAAGCAGAGGAAUGAGGAGAUUGAGAACCAGCUGAAGAGGGACAAGAUGAUGCAGCGGAAUGAAAUCAAGAUGCUUCUUCUAGGAGCUGGAGAAUCUGGUAAAUCAACUAUCCUGAAACAGAUGAAGCUCAUCCACGAAGGUGGGUAUAGCCGAGAUGAAUGUGAAUCAUUCAAAGAAAUCAUCUUCUCAAACACGGUCCAGUCAAUGAGGGUUAUUCUGGAAGCAAUGGAAACGUUAGAGCUUCCUCUUGAUGAUAGCCGGGCAGAGUAUCAUGUACAGACCAUCUUCAUGCAGCCGACACAGAUCGAGGGCGAAUCCCUCCCACCAGAGGUUGGCAAUGCUAUCAAGACUUUGUGGGCGGACCGUGGUGUACAGGAAUGUUUCAGGCGAUCAAGGGAAUACCAGUUGAACGACUCGGCCAGAUACUACUUUGACUCCAUCGAUAGGAUCGCACAGCCAGACUACCUGCCUACUGACCAGGAUGUACUGAGAUCGCGUGUCAAGACAACCGGUAUCACAGAAACCACCUUUAUUAUCGGGGACUUGACCUACCGUAUGUUUGAUGUUGGUGGUCAACGAUCAGAACGUAAGAAGUGGAUUCACUGUUUUGAGAAUGUUACAACCAUUCUGUUUUUGGUUGCCAUCUCAGAGUACGAUCAAUUGCUGUUCGAGGAUGAGACUGUAAACCGUAUGCAGGAAGCUUUGACAUUGUUCGAUUCAAUCUGCAACUCAAGAUGGUUCAUCAAGACGAGUAUAAUCCUGUUCUUGAACAAGAUUGAUCGCUUCCGAGAGAAACUCCCAAUUAGUCCUAUGAAGAAUUACUUCUCUGACUACGAAGGUGGCGAGGACUAUACUGCUGCUUGCGAUUACAUUCUGAAUCGCUUCGUGUCUUUGAAUCAAUCAGAGACCAAGCAAAUCUAUACCCAUUUCACAUGUGCCACGGAUACUACGCAGAUCCGUUUCGUGAUGGCAGCCGUUAAUGAUAUCAUUAUCCAAGAGAAUCUGCGUCAAUGCGGUCUGAUAUAA